CAAUCGUAAAACUGCAAAAAGAAAAUCCAGCUAAUCACCAAACUAGUUCAACCAAGUAGGCUUUUCAUAAUUAGCAAGCGCAUACCUGAAAGGUUGCACCCAAACACCUUCACGUCAGCACUCCAUAUAGAUAUGAGAAGACGUUAAACUUCGUCCAUAUUCUUUGCAUAUAAUUAAUGAGCGCCCAUUUGACACUGUUACAAUUUGUCUCAAUACCAACAGUAAUAAAGUAAAAUUUAUGCGAUCCCACUUGCCGAUAAUACCGCUAUGAGCUUAUAAAUUGACGACUAGGACGAGUGUCAGUGUCAGAAACGCGCUAAUGCUGGUCCACUGCGCAUAGAACUUCUAUGGAACUUGGUGUUCGUCUACAAAACAAAAUGAAAUUCUUUCGAUUGUUGUUCGUUGUUGUUGUAAUAGAGAAGUCGUGCUUCGCAGAUGUGAUACCGUUAGAUGACACACAUGCUUUGGAUAUAUCUUUGUUGGAUAUUUAUAGAUCGGCACGCGAUAUCGCAGCUGGACUCGCGCAAGCUUAUGGGAAUCAAUUGACGGCGGACUAUUAUUUCAGAUAUAUUACGAAUAUGGUGCUGGGAUUUCCAUCGCAAAUUAGCUCGGCCGCAACGAACGUAAUAUGCUCAGCACUGUUGCAAGAGGAUGCCAUCAGACCGAGACCGAAGGAUAUACCGGACGUUGAAGACAUAUCAAUACAGGUGCGCACAGCUUGUGAUGUAAGACAGUAUCCGAUAAAAGAACUGCGAAGAGUACUGGACGAUCCCGAUUUCGACAUUAACAAAAAGGUAGUUAUCGCGUCAUCGGGUUGGCUCACCAAUGCCAACACUUCGAAUGAUGUGCUUGAGGGCGUCGGCAAAGCCUACCAUUGUCGUGGCGAUACAAAUUUCUUGAGCAUCGAUGUGGGUCGCUACAUACAAACGCUCUACUCGUGGUCUGCGCUUAACACGAACCGCAUCGGGCAACUACUUGCAAUCGCACUGGUGAAUUUUACAGAAGUAGUGCCGUUGGAAAAUAUACAUUUGAUGGGUCACAGUUUGGGUGCACAAAUCGUUGGCGCCACAGCGAGACAUUAUACACGCCUAACGGGUAGGCGAUUACCGCGUGUCACGGGCUUCGAUCCGGCUGGAGCGUGCUUUGAUUAUGGCCAAAGGCUGUCGACGCUUUCGGCCAGUGAUGCUGCGUUCGUUGACAUCAUAUACACUAAUGCCGGCAUUGCCGGUCAGGCCUCGCCGACGGCGCAUGCGAAUUUCUUCGUUGAUGGCCGUUUUCCCAUACAGAAUGGUUGCUACGAUGCCGUUUGCUCGCAUCAACGCUCUUGGCAGUAUUACUUGGAGUCCGUGUAUCCGGGUAAUGAGUACAAUUUUCUGGCUAGACCUUGCACCUCGCUUUUACGGCUGGAGCAGGGACGUUGUCAGGGUGCGGAAUAUCCGAUGGGCUUUGCGACACCGACAAAUAUACAGGGCUUAUACGUACUGAAGGUAAAUGCGGAGGAGCCGUACGGAAUGAAUGCUACUUCGACUCAUACAAGUCCGCAAAAGUCGUGUGGUGCUUGUGAGUCUUCUAAGGCAUAAUUUAGAAAUUUUUCUAGUUUACAUUAAAUAUUUUAUUUGAGAAUAUAUAUUUUUUUAAGUUAUGUGUGCCUUGAAUGG
Molecule: messenger RNA, 1658 nt
Organism: Zeugodacus cucurbitae (melon fly)
Lineage: Eukaryota; Metazoa; Arthropoda; Insecta; Diptera; Tephritidae
Product: vitellogenin-2-like
Exons: 3
Coding region: 348-1580 (410 amino acids)
Molecular function (GO): lipase activity
Source: RefSeq, a predicted model, not a curated record